Scheffersomyces amazonensis is the source of this 963-nucleotide messenger RNA. RefSeq lists its product as uncharacterized. The transcript has a single exon. Lineage: Eukaryota; Fungi; Ascomycota; Pichiomycetes; Serinales; Debaryomycetaceae. The coding region runs from base 1 to 963 and encodes 320 amino acids. The record is from RefSeq and is a predicted model, not a curated record.
AUGAAACAGAGAGAGAUAAUAGAUGUAAAAUCUUCAUUAUGCACUGUGCCAUACAACAAAUACAUCAAACUAAUAGAUAAAUACCUUUGUAAAGGUAUUCAUGAUCCAUUCAUACCAUCACUUGUCAUAAUAUAUUCGAUCUUGUUUCUACAAAGUUUACAAUUAUAUGCUCUAUUUGCUUAUCCAAUAAUACCAUCGGCUAGUUCAUCAACAAAUACCACUAGUCUCAUAUUUAUAGAUGAAUAUUUCCUAGACAUAGCUUCGAACGUUUUAAAUCUAUUAUUUAUUGUCAGGUUUCAAUUUUAUUGGCGGUUUCCAUUAUUUAUUGAAAUCAUUCUAUUCAUUUUUCAAAAUGUCGGAUGUUAUAAUCUCCUAUUCAAUAAGCUGUUAAGCUUCCUCAUAGAUUCUUCAACUAUAAGCGUAUCAAAUGUAACGCCAUUAACAAUAUUUCUUAUUAUACAAAUUGUUUUCCCUUACAUCAUCCUCAUAAUAAACUUAAUCGACUACAAGAAUUUUAGUUCAUUUCACCAUUUUUUCCUGGAUUGUAAUAAUAACUACUUGCCUAUUUUCAUAAGUCAUUCAUUUCUUUUCAUUAACACACUGUUUCCACUACUUAAUAUUUUUGUACCUACAUCGCGACUUUCAAUUUAUUUGCUCAAGUAUUUUGCAUCUGCUUUGAUUUUUGCAUACAAGAUUUCAUCAUUUAGUUUAAAAUUUUACGCAAUCUACAAAUUUAUUCUUUAUGAAAUUGUGGCUAUAUUGUAUAAUACUACCAAUAUCGAAGAUUAUUCAAUUUUUUACAAGAUAUCAAUAUUUAAUACUAACAGUGGUAAUAGUAACAACCUUAAAGAACUCCAUCACAGAACUAUUAAUUACACAAUGGUAACAUCCUGUACUUUAGUCAUUUUUAUAGAUGUAAUCAUAGUCCUAGCAUAUUUGUAUUACUCCUUAAUUCUUGCAUAA